UACUUCCUGGAGGCAGCAGUGGAGAGGUUAAGUGGCAGAAAUAUUGGAAUAGGUGUUUUCUGCCUCCUGGGGUGAACUAGUGUAAUUGGGUCAGGCAGUGAGGGAGGGGCAGGCUAAAGUGUCAGGCAGUGAGGGAGGGGCAGGCUAAAGUGUCAGGCAGUGAGGGAGGGGCAGUCUAAAGUGUCAGGCAGUGAGGGAGGGGCAGGCUAAAGUGUCAGGUAGUGAGGGAGGGGCAGGAACUAGGGGCAGGAUGGCCAGCUCAUCGGGAUCAAGCAGAAACCUGACAGCUGCUGACUGGGGCGGAUUUGAUGACAACAUGCAGUCUGGUGGGGGGGCAGCAGUAAUUGACAUGGAAAACAUGGAUGACACAUCUGGAUCCAGCUUUGAAGACAUGGGGGAGAUUCAUCAGCGAAUGAAGGAGGAGGAAGAGGAAGUGGAAGGUGAAGGAGCCCCAGAGGAUGGGGAGGAGGAUGGGGCCUUCCUUGGUAUGAAAGGCGUCAAGGGGCAGUUGGGGCGACAAGUGGCUGAUGAGAUGUGGCAGGCUGGCAAGAGACAGGCCUCCAAAGCUUUCAACCUUUAUGCCAAUAUAGACAUCCUGCGGCCUUACUUUGACGUGGAGCCCAUACAGGUCCGAAACCGGCUGCUGGAAUCAAUGAUCCCGGUAAAAAUGAUCAGCUUCCCCCAGAAAAUUGCUGGAGAGCUGUACGGACCCCUCAUGCUGGUGUUCACCAUGGUGGCCAUUCUCUUGCACGGGAUGAAAUCAUCAGGAACUAUUAUUCGAGAGGGCACUCUCAUGGGUACUGCAAUUGGCACCUGCUUUGGCUACUGGCUGGGAGUCUCUUCUUUCAUUUACUUCUUGGCCUAUUUGUGCAACGCUCAGAUCACCAUGUUACAGACACUGUCCCUGCUUGGUUACGGGCUGUUUGGACACUGCAUCGUGCUUUUCAUCACCUAUAACAUCCACUUCCACUCACUCUUCUACAUAUUCUGGCUGUGCAUCGGGGGGCUGUCCACUCUCCGCAUGGUGGCAGUAUUGCUGUCUCGCACUGUAGGACACACUCAGAGGCUGAUCCUGUGCGGUACUAUGGCCGCCCUCCAUAUGCUUUUCUUGCUGUACCUGCACUUUGCUUAUCACAAGGUUGUGGAAGGUAUUUUGGAUACACUGGAUGGAGUGAUUGUUCCACCACCCAUUCAGAGAGUUGCUCGGGAUUUGCCUGUGGGGCCUAAUACUCUGCUGAAUGCCACUGUACAGGUUCUUCUGGCCCACUCCCGCUGACCUUGGGCACAAAGACAAAGUACUGCAAAUGACUGUGAUUCUCUUAAUCCCCCAGUGGGGCAAAUACUGUCUUUUUGCCCUUUUCUGGCUGAAUCCCCACAGCUAAGAGGAAGAGCUGCUGUUAAUGUGGGGGACCCCCCCCUCAUGCUGUCCUUUAACCCCUUAGUCAGAAGGGGGCUUUAAACCUUUUCUGAUAGUAAAGAGUUAACAAGUUUUUUCUUUGGCUCCAAAUGUUGAUGUAUUGUCUUGAUCCUGGCAACCGUUGCUCCCCAUCAUAGAUUUUUUUCAGUCUUGGACGGUCGUGUGGGAUCUGAUCAAAGCUGGAAAUGUUAAGACUUUGGGAUAUCGGCUAUUAAACAUAGGGCAAUGCAUGGAAUGGAGGCAGACCUAACAAACACGUUACAUGGACUGUGUUUAUGCCUUAUUGUCCCCUUUCUCUCCUCACCCACAAACACUAGAGGCCAAACACCUGGUAACUGGAGCCCCAACUAAUCAGCACCCAGCUCUGUACCCAGGGCUGCCCCUAUGCAGUGCCACAACUCUGUGUGUAUGAGAAAUUAGUGCAUUUGUACCCUUUCUGUUCCUUGAGAGAUCUGCACUCUCCUAACAGCACUAUGUGCACCUUUGUUACCCCAAUGUGGAACCCCUCAGCCCAGGAAUUUGUGUAUGCAGAUAGUCCCCUCAAUCAUCUGCUUCUUAUUUCUGUAAUAAGUUCAUUAAUAGAGUGAGACUUGUUAUUGGGUAUCUGUUUUAACUCUUUGUGCUUCUGUAUUAAAGGGGCACCAUUAUAAAAAUAAGGGUUUAUUUAUGCCCAAAAGCCUUGAUACAAUGUGUAGUAAAGUGAUGCAUUGCUGUA
Xenopus laevis (African clawed frog) is the source of this 2132-nucleotide messenger RNA. It is a transcript of the gene yipf3.S, whose product is annotated as Yip1 domain family member 3 S homeolog. Gene Ontology annotation, cellular component: plasma membrane; Golgi apparatus; cytoplasm. NCBI's taxonomy places the organism in Eukaryota, Metazoa, Chordata, Amphibia, Anura, Pipidae. The record is from RefSeq and is a predicted model, not a curated record. The transcript has 9 exons. Bases 251 to 1276 code for a protein of 341 amino acids.